This is a messenger RNA of Scedosporium apiospermum, 261 nucleotides long. RefSeq lists its product as uncharacterized. Bases 1 to 261 code for a protein of 86 amino acids. The transcript is spliced from 2 exons. The record is from RefSeq and is a predicted model, not a curated record. NCBI's taxonomy places the organism in Eukaryota, Fungi, Ascomycota, Sordariomycetes, Microascales, Microascaceae.
AUGGAAGACGUCAUUGGUCCAAUGCUGAAGAGCGACGUUGUCUGGGACACUGCCGCCACUGUUUACUUUCCGCCUUGUGCUGAAGCCUCCGCUAAGACUCGCAAUGCCUUCCGGAUACAAACCCUCGCCGCUUGGCUAUGGGUCUCCUCGCAGUUCCCCUUUCCGCCGACCAGAACCCUCCACCUCACCGACCCCUUCCCCCUUGAGACAGAGCAACAGCACGCCCUUGGUGUCGCCAUUGAAGCUCAGCAACAGCGGUAA